AUGGGGAAAAGUUCAGGUUAUGUCUCGGAUCUGUUUCAGAGAUCUGUGCAGUGGGUUCUGACGAGGGCUCGUGGUAUCGACACUGCGAUCAUCAUCAGCCCAUUUGAGGCUCAAGAACUUCUGCCAGACAUACGGAACUCCAGCUUUGUUUCGCUUCAUCUUUACGCCCCGCGACCUAACCUCGGGUUCCGUUCUUUGGAUGAUCUGAAUCUCUUCACCAUCCCGCACCAAAGACUUCCUCAGAACCUCCCUCUUCGGCUUGUCACUGAGCUGAACCUGUUCUCGGGUCAACUUUAUGUCAAGUCAUUGGAUCAGUACCGGGACCUACGGCGAUUCCUCAUGUUGGAAUCGGAUGACUCAAGGGUCGAUUAUGAAACUGAACUACCACAAGUAAUCGAUCGGGGGUACCUCGUGCAGUUCAUCAAAGUCGUGUUGAUGAAGAUACGGAGAAACUGUGAGUCAAUUGACAAGACUCAUGUGGGCCGAGUAUUGGAGCAGAGAACUUUGGAUGCUUCGGAUUUCGAGGACGGCAACUAG
This is a messenger RNA of Colletotrichum scovillei, 537 nucleotides long. RefSeq lists its product as uncharacterized. The transcript has a single exon. The record is from RefSeq and is a predicted model, not a curated record. Lineage: Eukaryota; Fungi; Ascomycota; Sordariomycetes; Glomerellales; Glomerellaceae. Bases 1 to 537 code for a protein of 178 amino acids.